This is a messenger RNA of Melampsora larici-populina 98AG31, 1731 nucleotides long. RefSeq lists its product as uncharacterized. The coding region runs from base 1 to 1731 and encodes 576 amino acids. The record is from RefSeq and is a predicted model, not a curated record. The transcript is spliced from 4 exons. Lineage: Eukaryota; Fungi; Basidiomycota; Pucciniomycetes; Pucciniales; Melampsoraceae.
AUGAGGGCACAGACGGCUUUUGACGGCAGAAGAAACGGACCUGCUCUUGAUGCACAAUUCGAACGACAAAGCCUGGGAGGCAGCGAGAAAUCAGAGAGACCGGCAGGCUUUCAAAAAAGCGACCCUCAAAGGCAAAGCGCACCUUCGUCAAUUGGCCAAGUUGAUGGGUUACAAGUACUUAAUGGAGAGAACCAACAACUGGAAUCCAGGUCAUUGGGAUUGGAACACCUUCGAGAAGAGAAAGGGUUCCAAAGUUUCGACAUCAGCUCAUCAACAGAAAGGAAACCAUCCACCUCCACGAGCAACCAUGACAAAAGGAGAGCUGGCCCUUCAGAUGAUCAAGGAGGCAGGGAUAGCAGCGAGGACUUAGAGCUCACCAUCCUCCCUUUAGACCGAGAACUCAUGAACCCUGUGUUGCAUCAUUUGAAAUUGUACCUUGACCCUAUUGUACUUAGUCAUGAGAGACUGUUAGGCGAAAUACAUACCAUUGAGGAACUUGUCAAAAACAUCUACGAUAGUAAGAGAAUUGAUACCCUUGACAGAACCAUAUCAGGUCUGAUUAAAAAUGUUAAUGAGCAAGUGAGAGUUCUGAAUCAAAGUGAGGAAUUGUUACUUAUGAGAUCCCAUAACGAGGAAGUUAUCAAACUUCUCUCCAACAUUGCGCUCAAACAAAACUCACGCGGAAAUUCAACUAACAAAGAAGUUGAAGAACAGACCAGGGAAUUACCACCACACAUGCGCGAACCUCAGGGCAGGGUCCAGUCAGAGCAGAAGAUGACGGUGCAAAAACGGGAAUCACCGGGUCUGCAACCGCCACCAACAGGAGACGAAAGUUGGUUGCAGCCAGCUGAAUCUAGUGGGCACACUGAUAAGGGUAAAAAUCGAGAGACGCCCUUUAAAAAAGAAGGCAGUCCCGACUAUGAGUUCAAAAUGUUCGAUUUGCUCAAAAAGGAGUUGGUAACUCAGCGUAAGAGGCUCCAAGCAGCACAGCCUAGCGCCACAGAUGAGCAAGUGGUGGAUAAGAUGUUAGAUCAGUGUUCUGGAAACUUAGACCAUGCCGUGCGUAGCAGGUUGGGGUCGAAUACUGAUUUCGUGAACUUCACCACAGUUUUUGAAGCCGUGGUGAAGAGGACCACCAUUGGGAGAGACAGACCAAUUAGCAAACCUGCACAAGAUUGGAAAACUCAGGCUACCAGCGGGAGUAACACAACUCAAAGACCUGCUACAGCGAAACCAACGGUGACUCGCGUACCAGGAAAGUGCGAUACCUGCGGUAGUACAGAGGCAGGCCAUGACUUCAGAGCUUGUAGACGUAAAAGUAAGAACAUUAACGUCAUCGAAGAGGAUAUUGAGGAAGAACCGCAUUCACCCACAGGUGAAGAAUUAGAAAUCAUCUUUAAUGAUGACCAUGACUCGCUCUACGACGACGGUGAGUAUCGAGUUAUUCAAGACGAUUCCUCGCGAACAGCCGGUAUUUUAGAUGUUGAAAAAGCUUUUGAAGUCAUGGACAUCUCCUGUUUGGAGGGAACCAUAGCCAAAGGGCCAGCCUUCAUUGAACAAAGAACGAAUACUGAGAUUUUGGGUAGCCCUUUCCUAAACACAAUGUGCAACAGCUGGAAGAUGAAUAUGUUGAUUGAUACAGGAGCUUGUCAUUCACUUAUUACGCCACGAAUUCUGGACAAAAUAUGGAUGCAUUGGGAACGAGAAGUCCGAGCUCCUGAACAGAUUUGA